Cydia strobilella is the source of this 3802-nucleotide messenger RNA. It is a transcript of the gene Smyd4-4, whose product is annotated as SET and MYND domain-containing protein 4-like. The transcript is spliced from 2 exons. The coding region runs from base 1 to 1860 and encodes 619 amino acids. Gene Ontology annotation, cellular component: cytoplasm; nucleus. Gene Ontology annotation, molecular function: histone deacetylase binding. Lineage: Eukaryota; Metazoa; Arthropoda; Insecta; Lepidoptera; Tortricidae. The record is from RefSeq and is a predicted model, not a curated record.
AUGAGUAUAGAUUCUUGUUACGAAGGUAUAAUUGAAAAGUUAACUUUACAAGGCAAUGUAAAAGAAAUAUCUGAGAAACUGUUAACUUGUAAAACAAAUGCAGACAGAGUUCUGCAAGUUUAUGAUGUUAUAAGUGAUUUAAAUGCCUUCCCAGAACCACUUGAGGUUAAUAAGUCAACUGAUUUGUCUUUAUACUACCGUAACCGUGGCAACGAGUGUUUCAAGAAAUCUCAGGACUUUGAGGCCUGGCAAUACUACAACUUGUCGUUGCUCCAUGCUCCUACAAGCUCAGAUGAUUAUGCAUUAGCUUUGUCAAACAGAUCAGCUGUGUUUUUCUCUUUGAAAAAGUAUAAGGAAUGCCGUAAAGAUAUUAAAAUGGUACUAACUUUAAAUUACCCAGAAAAGUUACAUGAGAAGCUUGUUAAAAGACAAAAGUCGUGUGAAGAGUGCCUUAAAUUAGAUUUGAGUAACUUGAAAAGUUCAAUUUCUGAAAGAUCUCAGGAAAUUGAUGUAAUAACAAAAUUAAAAAGUCCAAGAGACAGCACCUAUUUGUGCGCUAGUAACAAACUUCAAGUGGCAUACAAUUCAGAGAUGGGGAGGCAUGUCAUUGCCAAAGAGGAUAUUAAAGUUGGGGAAGUAUUAGUCAAAGAAAAUCCAUAUUUCAUCUUAUUGCAUAAAAAUGAGUAUUUAUUCAGUUGCAGCUAUUGUUUGUCAAGAGACAUGAAUCUCAUUCCUUGUGAUAAUUGUUGUUUUACUUUAUUCUGUAGCGAAGAAUGCAAGAAUAGAGCAGAGAAGGACUAUCAUUCUAUUGAAUGUCCGUUAAUGGCUGCUCUUAUUGAUUUGCAAUUCACUAAAUUGGAGUUGCUUGCAUUGAGAACUACUAUAAAAGCCCGCAAUGACCAUCCGGACUGGGAAAGUCUGUUCCAGACAAUUGAAGAUGCUGAAUCAAAAUUGAAUUCAGAAAAUAGAGGAUGCGUUUUACAAGAUGAUAAGUGGAUUUAUGAUUCAAAAUAUUAUGCAUCUAUUCAUACAUUAGCUACAAAUAUUGAGAGGCGAUCCAAUUCUGAUGUGUUUCAAAAAGCUGUGACUGCUGCGGUUUUUUUGAAAUUUUUGUCUGACAGAACACUUUUUCUCAAUAAUAAUGAGUUAGGCCGUAGAUGCGUAUCUGAUUUGUUACUGCUGCAUAUUAUGACAAGUGCUACGAAUAUGCAUGGACUGAGUUCAAACAUUGAGAACGCGGAGGGCAACUUUGUGGAUGGGUUGAGUACAGCAAGUGCUCCGUAUGCAUUCCACAGUCUUCUUAAUCAUUCUUGUGCUCCCAAUGUGGUGCGGUUCAGUAAACUGGGCUCUGGGAAGAUGACUUUGUUUGCUCUCCGGCCAAUCAAGAAGGGAACACAAAUUUUUGAUAACUAUGGGUCUCACCAUGCUCUCCAAGAUCUGAAGGCGCGGCAAGCAAAUCUCAAAUUCCAAUACAAAUUCAUAUGCGUUUGCGAGGCUUGUGUCAAUGGUUGGCCGACUUACCUCACUAUGAAGAUGUCACUCAAUAAGACCAAAGUCCCAGUAAACCUUGUCCUACGCAAGGAGCAACUUUUAAAUCCUGUUAUAAUAGAUAAACUACAGAAAGGGGAUUUAGAUACUGCGGUAAAUAUAUUUAAGCCUCUCUGCGAAUUGACUGAGGUGUUGGACGCCUUUGCCCCUAACAUAGAACUGGCAGAUUGCCAAGAAACGCUUAAACAGUGCCUUGCAAUCUUUGGGGGUCUAGUGCCCUAUGGAUAUAGUAAACUUGUUGAAUGGGACGCUAAAAUUAAUAAGAAUUGUUGUAUUACCAAGUUUUUGAAUGGCACAUAUUUUUCAAGCUAAUGUAGAAAAAGAGUAUAUUGGGGACUGAUAAUAAGCGUAUUUACUGUUUUUAAAUUAUAACUAUAAUUAGUAUUGGUGAUUGAUGAAAAAAGCGGUGCCUUAAGUCAGUAAGCAAUCAAAGUGUUACAUUAAUUGCAUGUACGAGUAACAUCACUGUUUGAUUAUUUGUACAUAUAUAUUUUUAUAAAUUUACAGUAGGAAGUAAGAAAAAGAAAAUGUGUUUGAUAUUAUAAAAAGUAUUUUAUUGUUGUUUAGUAAGUACAUUUUUAUGAAGGGAUUAUAAGAAGACCAAAAUAAUAAGGUAUAUAAUUUUUAAGGCUUCAAUUCAUAAGUGUAGGUAUAUGUGAUGGAUUGCUCCUUCCUUUGGAUUAUAUUUGAGUGAGCCCAAUCAAGAAUGUUAUGUUUGUGAACAAAUAAACCUUUAGAUACGGUUGUUCAUACUAUAUUGCAGGGGUCACCAAAUGGCGGAUUGCGGUCCGCAUCCGGACCGCCGACCUAUUUAAUUUUUUUGCUUAUUUAAUAAACUCAAGGAGAAACUGACCGCGAUGGUCAUUUUAUUUUAAGAACCGGACCCCUGAAGAAACUAAUUGGUGAACCCUGCUAUAUUGCAUAACAGCCGUAACAGGCAUAUCCUCGUAACACAGCGUACUACGUAGGCGAACAACACGCGAACGCGAAGCGAAGCGAUGCAGCGCGGGGUGAAUCAAUCCUUUGAUACCUAUAGAAGUGUCCUUCUUCGCCGCUUCGCUUCGCGUUAGCGAGUUGUUCGCUUACGUAAGACGCUCGCUGCGUGCGUAAGGCCCACGGUCCUACCCGUAGUACUAAUUUCUUCAAUGUAAUUUUAACAAUUUUUAUUUGGAACAGAGUUGCAUUUCUUUUUUCGUUAGAUUUCAAAACGAGAGAAAUUCAACCAUGUGUACCAACCAUACUUUACAAUAAGUAGGUAAAGCCAGUCAAAUAUGUAUGGAUGGUAUAGAAAGGAUGCCUAUCUCUUAUGGCAGAAUUGUUGCAAAAGUGACCGCUUUCAGCUUUAAAUAAUAGUUCCUAAUCUCUUCGGUGGCGCUAGGUAGGCUCUGAGACCAAAGAGUAUUGUAAUAUAUAGGAGACUCUAUGACAUGAACCAUAGAGGUAUAAUAAUGUAGAGAUAAAAUGGGAGAGGGGCAGCAAAUAACCCGACCAAAUUACGUAGGUUGUUUCUGGUAUGUUGUCAGGAAUGUUAAAACGUGUUUUUAAUUUUGUCGCAUUCCGUAUGUUCUGUCCCGCACGGUCGCACGGGUGCACAUCUAUAUACAAUACUAGGUGUAUGGUCUAGGUACUUCAGUGUAUGGUAGCGCCGCCUAUUUACUGUCUUUUACGGUUACUUUUUGAUACAUGAAGGGUCAUUUCCUUACCUCUACCUUCCAUAAAAAUAUGAUCAUUGUCAAGAGGGCGCUGUUAUUUUCAUCUAGGCAUAGACAUAGUAUAAGUAUACAAGUAGUAUAGACGCGCCACAGAGCGACCGGGGGUAAGAGAAAGAAUAUUCAUAUAAAUUUUGGGCAGCAUAGGAUUUUUUCUCUUUCACUCUUAUAAAUUUCGGUAUUUCGCCAUCGCCUCCUACCUAUGAUGCCACCCGGUCGGUGAUAAGGACAAAGCAUGGCACUGUUUUCUCUUUCCUCUUAUAGGAAUCGCAAUAAGACUAUCUUUCUCUAUCAAAGAGUGUCAGGCCCUUGCAUGUAGGUAUAGGGUGAAAAAGUUCACUAUCGUAUGAAAAAAAUUGUUCCAGUGAAAUUCCGCAACAUGACGCGUGAUCAUAUAUAGGUAUUACUGGUCAGGCUUUACUUACCUACUUUAUGACCUACUUCUUUAAGAAGUCCAAUGUAUUCGUAACUAAGCUUUUGGAUAUUUUUUUAACAUAUAUGAUUAAUUUUUUUUUAUAAUUAAUAAAGUUGAUUGACAUUGUUUG